Paraglomus occultum is the source of this 1983-nucleotide messenger RNA. Lineage: Eukaryota; Fungi; Glomeromycota; Glomeromycetes; Paraglomerales; Paraglomeraceae. The record is from the annotation of a GenBank genome assembly.
AUGGCCUCUUCCACACACACAACGGAAGAUGUUCAACUAUCCAUCGUUCAGUCAUCUCCCAAUCCCGUUUAUGAGCUCUACCCCCAUCGCUGGUAUGGUCUUACACUACUCUUUUUCCUCAACCUUACGAACAAUCUCUAUUGGCUUACGUUCGCUCCAGUUACGGAAAUAUCCGCAAAUUACCUUGCGGUGUCAGACACGGCUGUGACUCUAUUAGGGACUAUUUUUCUUAUAGUAUUUGUCAUAAUGUCACCAUGUGCUGGCUUUAUGUUGGAUAGAUGGGGAUUGCGAAAGUCUUUAUUAUUUGGUGCGUUCUUGAGUGCUUUGGGCGGCUGGAUUAGAUAUUCAGGGUGUUUGGUAAACGCUGUUAAGGGCCGAUAUGCAAUAAUAAUUAUUGGGCAGAUUGUCUGUGCAGUCAGCAAUUGCAUAUUCCUAACGGCGCCAACCAAUUUCGCAAUGACCUGGUUCAGUGACGGUGGAAGGACGACAGCAAAUAUGGUUGGAUCGGUUGCAAACCCACUCGGAGGAGCUGUAGCUCAAAUUCUUAUCCCGAGUGUUGUUACUGAAGAGAGUCGUCUUCCGCUCGCUUUAAUUCUGACUGCAUCAAUAGCGACUGUGACUGCGAUUCCAGUGUUAUUCUUGAGAGACAAGCCUCCAUCUUAUCCGUCGUUCUCUGCGUCCCAGCCGCCGGAGAAGUUUGGUUCCGGAUUUAAGAAACUAUUGACAAAUUGGAACUUUUUGGUCAUCUGGAUUGCGUUCACAACGAUAGUUGGCUUCUUCAGCGCUUUUCUGAUAUUGAUGAACGAUAUCCUGUCACCGUAUGGAUAUGAUGAGACCAAGAGUGGAAUAAUUGGCGCAGUUACAAUAUUGAGUGGAUUGGUUGGCGCGGGGAUUUCAGGACCAUUGAUUGAUAAAACAAAGGCAUAUAAGACGCUUAUUAAGAGUGUUACGCCUGUAGUUGGAGUCGGAUUUUUUUUACUUCCUUUCGUUGUACGAGAAAACGCUUAUGCUGAAAUUGCGAUCGUUUGCAGUCUUAUCGGAUUUCUAUCCUUUUCGUUGCUGCCAGUUGCCUUGGAAAUUGGUGUUGAAUGCACAUUUCCGGUAUCUGCUAAUACAUCAGCAGCUAUUCUGUGGCUUGGAGGUCAGGGUGGCGGAGUAAUAUUUACAAUUGUAAUGGAUCAAUUGAGACUUCCUGAUGAUGCCAACAGGCCGCGAGAUAUGAAAAGAAGUUUGUACUUCCAGGGUAUAGUUGCAUUGGUCUUAUCAUUUACAGUUUUAUUUUAUAAUUCGAAGAAUUUGAGGUUGGAAGCAGAAACAGCUGUCACGAAAAGGAAUCAGAUGGAGAAAGCCGAGACUAAUGAUGGUAACUGUCAAGAGCGAGAAACAGCCGGUUUACGAAGCGAUGGAAAGUUGAAACAAGGAGAUCGCUCUCAACUUCCUCUGCCCGUAAACAUGUGUUCUGACGGAUACGUGGUGGCAGAACAAGAAUUAAACCCGGAUAUGGAUUAUUUUCGAACUAAAUGCGUAAGGAAUGGGAAGGUUUCACGCGACGAAAUGAUGUUCCAAGUGCAAAAAAGUGAUAACCCAACGGAACAGCUUUUGGUAACCUUUCCCAAUGAGAAAACUGUUGGUGUGAAAUAUUUAAAACAGAUCUGUACAAAAAUGGUAGACCAACGCGUCUCUCGCGGAAUAAUAGUCUAUCAAGGCACCUUGACAUCUGCUGCGAACAAAGCCAUUCAAUCUCUAAACCAAGGAAUUAGUGACAGGGGACCCGACACCUUUACAUAUGAAUUGGAUACGUUCUCAGAGUCGGAACUUUUAGUUAACAUUACCGAGCAUCAAUUAGUACCGCAUCAUACUCUAUUAACAGAUGAAGAGAAAAAAGCCUUGCUAAAGAGAUAUAGACUAAAGGAAACACAAUUACCAAGGAUUCAAAUAACUGAUCCCGUGGCAAGAUACUACGGUUUGAAACGCGGUCAGUGA